AGCGGGGUCCCGGCACCACGGCGCUCGGGUUUUGUUUGGGUCCUGGGUGGAGGGCCCGGGUGCCGGGGCCCAGGUGGCGCCUCGCUAGCGGGAGAGGGAGCGGGAUCACCGGCCCGGAGAGAGCUCUCAGGGCCUGAGUGGGGCAGGAGGAUGCUUUCCCAGCCGCACCAUGGAGCUGCGCUGUGGGGGAUUGCUGUUCAGUUCUCGCUUUGAUUCAGGGAACCUAGCCCACGUGGAGAAGGUGGAAUCUGUGUCUAGUGAUGGGGAGGGAGUAGCGGGUGGUGCCUCAGCCUCCACCAGCAGCAUUGCCUCUUCCCCUGACUAUGAGUUCAACGUGUGGACUCGACCAGACUGUGCUGAAACAGAAUUCGAGAAUGGGAACAGGUCAUGGUUCUACUUCAGUGUCCGGGGAGGAACUCCAGGGAAACUCAUCAAGAUCAACGUCAUGAACAUGAACAAGCAAAGCAAGCUGUAUUCCCAGGGCAUGGCCCCCUUUGUGCGCACACUGCCCACCCGGCCACGCUGGGAACGCAUUCGAGACCGGCCCACCUUUGAGAUGACAGAGACGCAGUUUGUGUUAUCCUUUGUUCACCGUUUCGUGGAAAGCCGUGGGGCCACCACCUUCUUCGCCUUCUGCUACCCCUUCUCCUACAGUGACUGCCAGGAUUUGCUGAACCAGCUGGACCAGCGCUUUCUGGAGAACCACCCUACCCAUAGCAGCCCCCUGGAUACCAUCUAUUACCACCGGGAGACCCUUUGCUAUUCUCUGGAUGGACUUCGUGUAGAUCUGCUAACGAUCAGUUCCUGCCAUGGGCUUCGAGAAGAUCGAGAGCCCCGCCUAGAGCAGCUAUUUCCUGAUGCCAGCACACCCCGACCAUUCCGUUUCACAGGCAAGAGGAUAUUCUUCUUAAGCAGUAGGGUACACCCUGGGGAGACUCCAUCUAGCUUUGUCUUCAAUGGCUUUCUGGACUUCAUCCUUCGACCUGACGAUCCUCGGGCCCAAACCCUACGUCGCCUCUUUGUCUUUAAGCUGAUUCCCAUGUUAAACCCCGAUGGCGUAGUCCGGGGCCACUACCGCACAGACUCGCGUGGAGUGAAUCUGAACCGUCAGUACCUGAAGCCUGAUGCAGUCCUGCACCCGGCCGUCUACGGGGCUAAAGCUGUGCUUCUCUACCACCACGUGCACUCCCGUCUGAACUCCCAGAGUCCCUCUGAGCACCAGCACAGUCCCCAUCUCCCUCCUGAUGCUCCCCUUUCCGACCUUGAGAAAGCCAACAAUCUCCGAAAUGAAGCUCGCCGUGGGCACUCGUCUGACGGGGAGAACCCUGAGGCCUGGACACAGACCGAGCCAGCAGAGCCGAAGCGCCACAGCGUGUGGAUUAUGCCACAACAGUCCACUGAGGCUGAGCAUCCAGACCCCGACACCAUCCCCCCCAAAGAGAGUGGUGUUGCUUACUACGUGGACCUGCAUGGACAUGCCUCCAAAAGGGGCUGCUUCAUGUAUGGAAACAGCUUUAGUGACGAGAACACCCAGGUGGAAAAUAUGCUGUAUCCAAAGCUCAUCUCCUUGAACUCAGCCCACUUUGACUUCCAGGGCUGCAAUUUCUCAGAGAAGAACAUGUAUGCCCGAGACCGCAGAGAUGGCCAGUCUAAAGAGGGAAGCGGCCGGGUUGCAAUCUACAAAGCCUCAGGGAUAAUCCACAGCUACACACUUGAAUGCAACUACAACACUGGACGCUCAGUAAACAGCAUCCCUGCCGCCUGCCAUGACAACGGACGUGCCAGCCCCCCUCCCCCGCCGGCCUUCCCCUCCAGAUACACUGUGGAACAGUUUGAGCAGGUGGGACGAGCUAUGGCCAUUGCAGCUCUGGACAUGGCAGAAUGCAAUCCGUGGCCCCGAAUUGUGCUGUCAGAGCAUAGCAGCCUCACGAACCUCCGGGCCUGGAUGCUAAAACACGUGCGCAGCAGUCGAGGCCUGAGCACUACUGUGAACACGGGUGUCAACAAGAAGAGAGGCUCUCGAACUCCACCCAAAAGUAACAAUGGACUGCCUGUUUCCUGCUCUGAAAAUACCUUGAGCUGCGUGCGAAGUUUUAGCACUGGCACAAGUGCUGGUGGUAGCAGCAGCAGUCAACAAAAUUCUCCACAGAUGAAGAACUCCCUCAGCUUUCCUUUUCAUGGCAGUCGGCCUGCAGGGCUGCCAGGCCUGGGCUCUAGCACCCAAAAGGUCAGCCACCGGGUGCUGGGCCCCGUCAGAGAGCCCCGAAGCCAGGACAGAAGACGGCGGCAGCAGCCACUGACCCAUCGCCCUACUUCAAGCAGCCCGGCCCCGUCCCCAACUCCUGUUAGUUCUAACACAGCCUCUUUACACAUGGGCUCCUGCCUACUGCCCAACUCACUCAGCAUAUCAGGGAGCAGCUGCUCAUUCCUAUCCUCAGGGGACAAACCAGAGGCUGUCAUGGUGAUUGGGAAAGGUCUGCUAAGGGCUGGACCUCGGAUCCCCUGUAUCAGGACCCGACUACAGGCUAGGCCCAGGUUGGGCCGGGGCUCACCGCCGACUCGCAGAGGGAUGAGAGGCUCUUCGGGCCCCACGUCCCCUAUCCCCCGGACCAGGGAGAGCAGUGAGCCAGAGCCGGGACCCUGCUCCGUACCACGGCUGCCUCAGGCUGGGCCCCCGCGGCCCCGCUCUGCCCCUGCCUUUUCUCCUAUUUCCCGUAGUCUGUCUGACUCCCAGUCCCGGAUUUGUUACAGUGGGGGGCCCUUGGGCCAAACUGAGGUUUGUUUUGUCCCUAAAUCUCCUCCACUCACUGUUUCUCCCCGGGUCUGAUGCCUUGACCUUCUUGCCCAGCACAUGACCCCGAGAUGGGGAACACAGUGAGAAAUGUGCUAGUCGCCUUUCUCAGCUCCUGAUUCCCUGUGACAAUUAUAACUCCUUGGAACGCCAGCCACACUAUUCUGAGACAUUGCAGAGCAUCACCUUGAGACAGGACAAAGCAGGGACCUGCCACCCCUUCCCUCCCUCCCUCCACAGCACACGAUUUUGGGACCACAAAAAAAAUCUAUAUUUUUAUAUUGGGGGGAGGGAGUAGAAAAGAAAGUAGCCCUAUGCUGGGCCCUAUUCAGUGGCAGCUUCUUGUUCCAUAAGGUUAAGGAAGACUUUGAGGAAAUAAAAGUUGUUUGGAAAAA
Molecule: messenger RNA, 3186 nt
Organism: Balaenoptera ricei (Rice's whale)
Lineage: Eukaryota; Metazoa; Chordata; Mammalia; Artiodactyla; Balaenopteridae
Gene: AGBL5
Product: AGBL carboxypeptidase 5
Exons: 15
Coding region: 170-2827 (885 amino acids)
Biological process (GO): protein deglutamylation; proteolysis
Molecular function (GO): zinc ion binding; metallocarboxypeptidase activity
Source: RefSeq, a predicted model, not a curated record